AUGAGUGAGAAAUUGAGGAUGCUGAGCAGUGGCUCUAAGGAUGAAGAUGAUGAGAUGCAGCUUCCGGGAUUUCGGUUUCACCCGACGGAUGAAGAACUUUUAGGGUUUUAUCUUCGCAGAAAAGUUGACAAGAAACCCAUCAGUAUCGAUCUCAUCAAACAGAUUGAUAUCUACAAGCAUGAUCCAUGGGAUCUUCCAAAAACUAGUACUACACUGGACAAGGAAGGAUACUUCUUUUGCAAAAGAGGGAGAAAAUAUAGAAACAGCAUAAGGCCAAAUAGAGUGACCGGGUCUGGAUUUUGGAAAGCAACUGGGAUCGAUAAGGCAGUACAUUCUGAGGGAGGACAAAGGCAAGAGUGCAUUGGACUUAAAAAAACACUAGUAUACUAUCGUGGAAGUGCAGGAAAAGGCACCAAAACUGAUUGGAUGAUGCAUGAGUUUCGCCUUCCCUCCACCGAUACUACCACCACCAAUGCUAAAACCAUUCUCCAAGAAGCGGAAGUAUGGACUAUAUGUCGAAUCUUCAAGCGAAAUAUGUCAUACAGAAAGUACACACCAGAUUGGAGAGACUCAUCUUCUUCUGCUAAACGUCAUUCGAUAUUGGCAUCAACCUCUAAGACAUAUACUAUUGAUUCCAACAAUCAGGAAAGCUACAUUAGUUUUGAAGCUCCUAUUGUUCAUCAUCAUCAUCAUCAUCAUCAUCAAACUAAUAAGCCGAUGAAACCCCUUGUUGAUCAUCAUAUCAACUAUGAGAGGAACCAGCAAUACAUAGCUGCAGAGCAGUUAAGCAAUACCAUUAUCAAUUCGCCAUUAUCUAUGGCGUCGUCUUCAAUUUCAAGCUUUCAGAAUCCAUAUGGGAGUGAGUUGUUGACAUAUGAGAAUUGGGAUGAACUCCGAUCAGUCGUAGAAUUUGCGUUUGAUUCCUCUCUUCCUUGAUUAACUUACUUUAUUUUAUUAUUGUAACACGAAAAUAUAUAUCACUUAUCAUAAUUAUAUGAUACGCAUGUGUUGGAUAAAACAUUGUUAGGUGUACUUUAUUUUUCAAAAAUC
Pistacia vera is the source of this 1050-nucleotide messenger RNA. RefSeq names its product transcription factor JUNGBRUNNEN 1-like. Gene Ontology annotation, molecular function: DNA binding. The transcript has 5 exons. Bases 1 to 936 code for a protein of 311 amino acids. NCBI's taxonomy places the organism in Eukaryota, Viridiplantae, Streptophyta, Magnoliopsida, Sapindales, Anacardiaceae. The record is from RefSeq and is a predicted model, not a curated record. Gene Ontology annotation, biological process: regulation of DNA-templated transcription.